CAACUGGAUUCCAGCUAUGUGUAUUUUCGUGAACUAGCACUGCUAGCCUGCUUGUGAUGGUUCGCUCCCUUCAUAGGAAAAAAAAAACCCAAGUAAUUAAUAAAGCUUAAUUUUCGUUCGCUUGAAAAAAGAAAAAAAAAACACUCCGUCGACAGUUCGUGCCGAUGUUCGGCCAAUGCAAGCUCAAGGGCCGACGAGAGCGGAGACAUCGACGUGCAUACCGUCCUCUAGCCAUCUCUGAGUCCAGCUAACAUAGCUACCACCUUACCGGGGAGAUAACGCUAAGCUGGCUGGCUGGCUGACAGCUGCUUCGGUUAGCUGCGUGCCUUUUACCGUAGCAUAGCUGAGAUUUAUUCGCUGAAAUGAUGACUCGUCUCUGACAUUGAGAGGACUGAGGCCCAGUUGGUUGUCACAUUGGAGAUAAUCAGAACAGAUAACUAGCAAGGUGGGUCUUGGUUUGACUCUCCGGUGGUGCCAUAGAAGAUAAGUGAAGGAGCCAAAAGUCAGCUUGCCGAUGCCCGCUGAUUGUGAUCCCGCAGAGCUGCCAAUAUGAUGCCGAUGAUAUUGACGGUGUACCUCAGCGAUGGGGAACAGGCUGUGACUGAGGUGCCCAUCACCCCCGAAACAACGUGCCGCGAUGUCGUCGAGUUCUGCAAAGAGCCCGGUGAGAGUGGCUGCCAUCUGGCUGAGGUGUGGAGAGGGAACGAGCGAGCAAUCCCCUUUGAGCACAUGAUGUAUGAACACCUGCAGAAAUGGGGACCGCGGAAGCAAGAAGUCAAAUUCUUCCUCCGGCACGAAGAUUCCCCAACUGAGAGCAGCGAUCAAGGGAGUCAGCAGUCUCAGGAUCAAAUGAGUCGCAGAAGUGGAAAUACUGGAGACAAGCACAAUGAGAAUGGGGUGGGCGGUCAGCGUGUGGAGCUCACGCUGUCGGAGCUGCAGGAGAUGGCCACACGGCAGCAGCAGCAAAUCGAGGCUCAGCAGCAGAUGCUCGUUGCAAAGGAGCAACGUCUGCGAUACCUGAAGCAGCAGGAGCGGCGCCAGCAGCAAAGCAUUUCAGAGAGCGAGAAGCUCCAGAGGCUCAAAGAACGUGUAGAGAGCCAGGAAGCCAAGCUCAAGAAGAUUCGCGCAAUGAGAGGCCAGGUGGACUACAGCAAGGUCAUCAAUGGCAACCUGUCAGCGGAAAUUGAGCAGGUGAGCAGCUUGUUCCAGGAGAAGCAGGCGGAGUUACAAGCAGCUGUGCUGAGGGUGGAGCAGCUUAGCCUGCAGCUGGAGGACCUGCGGAGAGGGAAGCUCAAUGGCAUACAGACGUCCCUGGGCGGCCAAGUAACUGGCGCUGCAGCCUUGGAGCUCCGUAAACUGUACCAGGAGCUUCAGAUUCGGAACAAGUUGAACCAGGAGCAAAACAGCAAGCUGCAGCAACAGAAGGAGCUUCUAAACAAGCGCAACAUGGAAGUGACGCUCAUGGACAAGCGCAUCAGCGAGCUGCGAGAACGUCUCUACAAGAAAAAAGCUGAGGCACGUCAAAAAGAGAACCUUCCUCUGAAUAGAGCCAAUGGGCCUCCAUCUCCCCAGCCAGCUCCUGGUACUCUGGGUCGUGUCGCUGCUGUCGGACCAUAUAUCCAGGUUCCAGUACCGUCUCGACAGGAAGGGGGCUACACCAUACCACCAGACCCACUGAAGCCUCAAACACUGGGCGUUAAUAACCAAGCCAACCAUGGCCGCACUAAAUCAGCUAAUGAAGCUGGUUGGCCUACUAUAGGCAAGACCAGUGCAACUCUAAAGCCUCCUGAGAGAAGAGACUCAGGGACUGAUACCCAGGGCAAAAGUGCUCCCUCAGGCUCCCCAGGUGCUCCAAGUGGAGAAAAGGUGCUAGACUCCAAAAUGGCUGUGACUUCCCCAGCCAUCAACAAGCCGCAGCCACCACCAUAUGGAUCCCACCUCACCUCCGCAAACUCAGCCAGCUCCUUGGAGCGCCGCAAAGAUGCACCUCCCCCUCCCCGCCCGCUCCCAAACCCACCAGCUCCCGCUUGGCCCCGCGUCCCCCCCUCCACAGGUUCAUCCUCUCAGCAGAUCCAGCAGCGUAUUUCAGUGCCACCAAGCCCCACCUUCCAGCCUAAUGCACCGCUCUUCCCUUCUGGGAUGAGUGAGCGACUGGAUCCUCCGCCAGCUGUGGCAGUGCGCCCCUUCAUCCCAGACAGAGGAUCACGCCCUCAGUCGCCCCGAAAGGGUCCACCCACCAUGAACUCUAGCUCCAUCUAUCACAUGUACCUCCAGCAGUCGGCGCCAAAGAUCCAGCCACUCAAACCUGCUAUUAAAGCAGUAUACGGGAAGCCUGUUCUCCCCUCCAGCUCGACCCCUCCCUCGCCUCUGCCUUUUGGCCAGGCAGGAGGUGCCUUCCCAUUGCUCCAAGGCCACCCCAGUGGUGAGGACACUUUAGAUGGAGAAUUUGAUGAUCACGAGAGCUUCCAGCACCUGGAGCCAUCAGCACCUCCUUCCAGUGUGGAGAACAUCCCACGGCCACUCAGCCCAACCAAGCUGACGCCAAUGGUACAUUCUCCGCUUCGCUACCAAAGCGACGCUGACCUCGAAGUGCUCCGGAAGAAGCUGGCCAACGCUCCGAGGCCGCUGAAGAAGCGCAGCUCCAUCACAGAACCAGAGGGCCCAAGCGGACCCAACAUUCAGAAGCUGCUCUACCAGAGAUUCAACACUCUAGCAGGAGGCAUAGAGGGAAAUGGAGUCAGUGGAUCAGGAGGUGGCAGUGGUGCAGGUAAUGGAACACCAUUUUAUCAACCAGCUAAUCCUCCUGGAUACCUGGGAGGCGAUCCUCUGGCUGAUACAGACAAUGGGAACCUCCUCUCAGAAACUCCACUAGGGCCAACACCAGGCGAAGAAGAACCAGGCUCUGACGCGCCACCUGCCAGUACUGAUGCUAAUGACAAUGAGCCAGUAGCCUCACCAAAAGAAGGACACAUGGAUCUUGCUGAAGCAGAGGGAUCAGAGGACAACAACAAUAACAACGUGGGAGGUUCUGAGGCGUCGCUGCCCAGCCCUGUGCCUGAGGUCACCAGCCCAGAGGAGAGCGGCACAGGGGUCUCACAACCACUGGAGAAGCGAACAAACCUAAAGAAGCCUAACUCUGACCGCAUUGGUCAUGGCUUCAGAGUGAAGUUUAACCCUUUGGCCCUCCUGCUGGAUGCCUCGUUAGAGGGAGAGUUUGACCUGGUCCAGAGGAUCAUCUAUGAGGUGGAGAAUCCUAGCACUCCCAAUGACGAGGGCAUCACACCCCUGCACAACGCAGUGUGCGCAGGACACCACCACAUAGUAAAGUUCCUGCUGGAUUUUGGAGUGAACGUCAAUGCUGCAGACAGUGAUGGAUGGACUCCUCUUCACUGUGCCGCCUCCUGCAACAGUGUUCAUCUCUGUAAAUUGUUGGUCGAGUCGGGGGCCGCCAUCUUUGCCAGCACCAUUAGUGACGUGGAGACCGCUGCAGAUAAAUGUGAGGAAAUGGAAGAGGGCUACCUCCAGUGUUCCCAGUUUCUAUACGGUGUUCAGGAGAAGCUGGGUGUAAUGAACAAGGGGACAGUGUACACUCUGUGGGAUUAUGAAGCCCAAAAUCCAGACGAGCUGUCAUUCAGCGAGGGGGACGCCAUUACCAUUCUGCGACGACAGGAUGACAGUGAAACAGAGUGGUGGUGGGCGCGGCUCGAGGACAAUGAGGGCUACGUGCCCCGCAACCUGCUGGGGCUCUAUCCUAGAAUCAAACCCCGUCAGCGCUCCCUGGCAUAGUGUCUCACUCCACUGACCUGUGGCUAACAGCUGGACUACUGACACGACCAAGAGCAGAGAACAACAAUUCACAUUCAGCCCCAGACUGUGCCAGAGCACGGCAUGCUUUAUCUUGCUCUUAAAAUACUGCCCCACCCCUCCAGAAAGCAGCGCUCAAGUUCGAACAAGUUAUCAAGCAAAAGAUCAAGGGUAGAAAAAUGUUUGGACUAUGCCACUUAUCUGUCUUUUACACAGGAUGAUGUAACUUUAUCAAUUCAGAUGUUCAGUCUCAGGGAAGGAUUAAGACUCUGUCAUUGUCAGCUUUUUUUUUGGCCUGAUCAGUGAUGGACUUCACAUGCUCUGCAGAGUAUCACUGCCUUGAUUCAGGAUAAUCCUCAGCAUAAUUUAUGCGAUGAAAAAAAAAAGUCUCCUUUGUUGUAUUAAUGCCUCUUAAGCCAAGAUGUUAUUGGUAUAUUUGACUUGGUAAUGCAAUUUCCAGUUAAUUGAGUUGGCGUCUCAAGAGCAAGUGAUGUCAGUCAUGCACAUUCUUAUUGAAUUAAUCGUAUUUGCAAUAAUUUUUUUGUUCUUUAAAGUGUCUUGUUUUUGUUGUGAUGCACAAAUAACAUUCAUGAGAUUUUAAAUUAAUGAAUCAGA
This is a messenger RNA of Archocentrus centrarchus (flier cichlid), 4419 nucleotides long. It is a transcript of the gene ppp1r13bb, whose product is annotated as protein phosphatase 1, regulatory subunit 13Bb. The transcript has 19 exons. NCBI's taxonomy places the organism in Eukaryota, Metazoa, Chordata, Actinopteri, Cichliformes, Cichlidae. The record is from RefSeq and is a predicted model, not a curated record. Gene Ontology annotation, molecular function: p53 binding. Bases 550 to 3786 code for a protein of 1078 amino acids. Gene Ontology annotation, cellular component: nucleus. Gene Ontology annotation, biological process: regulation of apoptotic process.